This is a messenger RNA of Alternaria burnsii, 792 nucleotides long. RefSeq names its product transcription initiation factor beta subunit. The record is from RefSeq and is a predicted model, not a curated record. NCBI's taxonomy places the organism in Eukaryota, Fungi, Ascomycota, Dothideomycetes, Pleosporales, Pleosporaceae. Gene Ontology annotation, cellular component: transcription factor TFIIE complex. Bases 1 to 792 code for a protein of 263 amino acids. Gene Ontology annotation, biological process: transcription initiation at RNA polymerase II promoter. The transcript has a single exon.
AUGUCGUUCCUCAAGGCAAACUCGGCCACGGCCAUGAAUGCCCCUUCACCCACACCCUCGUCCUCGUCCGCCAGCGGCAAGCGCAAGCGUCCUGCCGAUGGAGCGCCCCCGGUCGUCUACUCGCAGCCGCAGGACACAGGCACCGGCGAGCAUGUCUUCACGCGCCUCACCUACGUCAACGACUUCCUGCGCGAACGAAAGGACAAAUGGCACACCUUCGAUGACAUAAUGGAAUAUCUCAACAUCCAGCCCGGCCACAUACAGCGCGAACAGCUCCGCCAGCUCAUGCGCGCCGACAACCAAGGCAACAGGAUCAGCUGGGACGCUGCCAACGAGCGCUACAAGUACAAGAGCAAGCUCAGCAUCCACGACCGUGCACAGCUAAAAGGCCAUUUCCAAACGCAAAAGUCGGCCAUGGGACUUCAGAUCAAAGACCUCAAAGAUGGCUGGUCCACCGUGGCGGAUGACAUUACAAAGAUGGAAGACAAGAAGGAGGUGCUGGUGCGACGCGCCAAGGACGGCGUGCCAAAGACCGUCUGGGGCAAUGAUCCCUCUCUCAUGCUGCCCAUGGACCCCGUCUUCGCAAAGGCGUGGCACUCGGUUCAGGUACCGGAUAACCCUGAUGAGUUGCGCAAGGCCCUGUUAGCCAACAAAUUGACGGCUGCUACCCAAGCCAAGGUCAUUGUUGCUGCCCCUACGACCAAGAAGAAGAAGGGUCCUCGUCGUGGUGGAAAGCAGACCAACACCCACAUGAUUGGUAUUCUCAAGGAUUUCUCUGGAAUGAGAAAGUAA